CAGCAGCCUCAAGCUUCGCAGGUUAUCAUGGCGAUAAGACACGCAUCUUCCCCUUGAACCCCGUGCAGCGGCACCGACAGCAACAACAAAGGACACCACCACCACCACCACCACCUCCUCCUCCACCUCCUCCUCCUCCUCCUCCUGCAGCGCUACAUGAGAACACACAUCGAGUCCCGUGCAGCGCGCAGACUGCCGGACGUGCAGCCCGGAUCAGAGAGAGGACAUAGCGUGUGAGCAGCGUCAUGGCAGCGUCGGAGCUGUACACAAAGCGUGCUCGGGUGUGGAUCCCCGAUGCAGAGGAGGUGUGGAAGUCUGCCGAGCUGACCAAGGACUACAAAAAUGGCGAAGCCUCCCUGCAGCUCGCGCUGGAGGAUGGAACGAACAUUGAGCACAAACUGGACCCCAAAACUAAGAACCUGCCUUACCUGCGAAACCCUGACAUCCUGGUGGGCGAGAAUGACCUCACAGCACUCAGCUACCUCCACGAGCCGGCCGUGCUGCACAACCUCAAGGUCCGCUUCAUGGACUCCAAGCUCAUCUACACUUACUGUGGAAUCGUUCUGGUGGCCAUCAACCCGUAUGAGACGCUGCCAAUCUACGGCUCGGACAUCAUCAAUGCGUACAGCGGUCAGAACAUGGGAGACAUGGACCCACAUAUCUUCGCUGUGGCAGAGGAGGCUUACAAACAGAUGGCCAGGGACGAGAGGAACCAGUCGAUCAUUGUGAGCGGGGAGUCCGGAGCAGGAAAGACGGUGUCGGCCAAAUACGCCAUGAGAUACUUUGCUACGGUCAGCGGCACCACCAGCGAGGCCAACGUAGAGCAGAAAGUCUUGGCUUCCAACCCCAUCAUGGAGGCCAUCGGAAAUGCAAAGACCACCCGAAAUGACAACAGCAGUCGCUUUGGGAAAUACAUCGAGAUCGGCUUCGACACCCGCUACCGUAUCAUCGGCGCCAACAUGAGAACAUAUCUGCUAGAGAAAUCACGAGUGGUGUUUCAGGCUGACGAGGAAAGGAAUUAUCACAUCUUCUAUCAGCUCUGUGCAUCUUCCCAUCUGCCUGAGUACAAGGCGCUGAAGCUGAGCAGUGCAAACGACUUCUUGUACACCAGGCAGGGCCGCAGCCCCGUUAUCGUCGGAGUGGACGACACCAAGGAGCUGUCCACCACUCGCAAUGCCUUCACAUUGCUCGGUAUUAAUGAGUCCAAUCAGAUGGGCUUGUUCCAGGUUUUGGCUGCUAUUCUUCAUCUGGGAAACGUGGAGAUAAAGGACAGAGACUCAGACAGCAGCGUCAUUCCUCCCAACAAUCACCACCUGACGGCGUUCUGCGAGUUGGUGGGCGUGACCUACCAGGACAUGUCUCAGUGGCUGUGCCACAGGAAGCUGAAGACGGCCACAGAGACGUAUAUCAAGACCCUGCCCCGCCUGCAGGCCACCAACGCCCGUGACGCGCUGUCAAAACACAUCUACGCCAAGCUCUUCAACUGGAUUGUUGAGCAUGUUAACAAAGCCCUAAUCACCAAUAUCAAACAGCACUCCUUCAUCGGGGUCCUCGACAUCUACGGGUUUGAAACAUUUGAGAUCAACAGCUUUGAGCAGUUUUGUAUCAACUACGCCAACGAGAAACUCCAGCAACAGUUCAACAUGCAUGUGUUCAAGCUGGAGCAGGAGGAGUACAUGAGGGAGCAGAUCCCCUGGACUCUGAUUGACUUCUACGACAAUCAGCCCUGCAUCAACCUCAUAGAGGCCAAGAUGGGCAUCCUGGACCUGUUGGACGAGGAGUGCAAGAUGCCCAAAGGUUCGGAUGAUUCUUGGGCUCAGAAACUCUACAACACCCACCUAAAGACCUGCUCCCUCUUCGAGAAGCCGCGCAUGUCCAACCGCGCUUUCAUUAUUCAACAUUUUGCUGACAAGGUGGAGUACCAAUGUGAAGGUUUCCUGGAGAAGAACAAAGACACGGUGAACGGAGAACAGAUCAACGUGCUGAAAGCCAGCAAGUUUCACCUGCUGGUGGAGCUGUUCCAGGACGAGGAGAAAGCCACCAGUCCCACUGGUCAGGUCCCUGGCACCGGAGGGAGGACCCGCCUCAGCAUCAAACCCGACAAGGGCCGUGACAAGAGCAGCAAGGAGCACAAGAAGACCGUUGGAUGCCAGUUUCGUAACUCGCUGCAAAUGCUGAUGGGUACUUUGAACGCAACGACCCCGCACUAUGUACGGUGCAUCAAACCCAAUGACUUCAAGUUGGCCUUCUCGUUUGAUCCUAAACGUGCGGUGCAGCAGCUCAGAGCCUGUGGUGUCCUGGAAACCAUCCGCAUCUCUGCUGCAGGUUUCCCAUCCAGAUGGACGUACCAGGAGUUCUUCAGCCGUUACAGAGUGCUGAUGAAGCAGAAGGAUGUGUUAACUGACAAGAAGUUGACCUGCAAAAAUGUUCUGGAGCAACUUGUGCAGGACCAGGACAAAUACCAGUUUGGUAAGACCAAGAUCUUCUUCAGGGCCGGCCAGGUUGCCUACCUGGAGAAGUUGAGGGCUGAGAAGCUGCGUGUGGCCUGCAUUCGCAUCCAGAAAACCAUUCGCUGCUGGCUGGUGCGCAAGAAGUAUCUGCGCAAGCGCAGCGCUGCCAUCACCAUCCAGAGGUUCACCAGAGGAUACCAGGCUCGCUGCCUGGCCAAGUUCAUGCGUCGCACGCAGGCGGCCACCGUUAUCCAGAAGUACCAGCGGAUGUGCGUGGAGAGGAAACGCUACAGACAGAAGCAGGCUGCUGCUCUGGUCAUGCAGACGAUCCUCAGAGCUUACAUGGCCCGGCAGAAGUACCAGGCGUUACUGCGGGAGAGCAAGAUGGUGAUCAUUCAGAAGCGCGUCCGUGGCUGGCUGGCUCGGUGCUGGUACAAGCGCUGCCUCGUCUCCCUCGUCUACCUGCAGUGCUGCUUCCGCAGGAUGAAGGCCAGGCGCGAGUUGAAGAAGCUGAAGAUCGAGGCUCGCUCAGUGGAGCACUUCAAGAAGCUCAACAAAGGCAUGGAGAACAAGAUCAUGCAGCUGCAGAGGAAACUCGACGAGCAGACCAAGGAAACCCGGUUGGUCAACGAGAGGCUAGUCGGUCUGGAGAAUACCUACACAAACGAGAGCGAGAAGAUGCGUGUCGAGCUGACCCGGCUGCGCAGGGCGGAGGAGGAUGCCAAGAACAAAGGCAACCAAGUGACCUCUCUGCUGGAGGAGCUGGAGAAGCUGAGGAAGGAGCUGAGUUCCACACAGAAGGAGAAGAAGACCAUCGAGGACUGGGCGCAAACCUACAGGAGCGAAAUGGAGAAAAUGGUCUCGGAGCUGAAGGAUCAGAACGGCUCUCUGAAGAAAGAGAAGGACGACUUGAACAGGAUGAUUCUGGAACAGAGUCAGCAGAUGACAGAGAAAAUGGCCCGUUCGAUCGCAGAGGAGACUCAGCAGCUGGAGACCAAUCUGAACGAGGAGCGAUCUCGCUACCAGAAUCUGCUGACAGAGCACCUUCGCCUCGAAGAGAAAUACGACGACCUGAAAGAAGAGAUGGUUUCCUCGAACGUCUCCAAGCCUGGCCACAGGAGAACAGAUUCCACCCACAGCAGCAACGAAUCAGAGUACACAUACAACUCAGAGUACGCCGAAUUGGAAGACGGUUCCCGUGCCGCCGAGGAUGUGACACGAGGAAUAGACACCUCGCUGACCCUCAAGCUGCAGAAACGUUUAACAGAACUGGAGCAAGAAAAGCAGUCGCUGCGCAACGAGCUGGAAAACAAAGAGGACCAGUUCCAGCGGGCUAGAGCCAGGGAUGACGUAGAGUUUAAAAAGGCUCGUGGGGCAGAGCUGGAGUACGAGUCCCUUAAGCGUCAAGAGCUGGAGUCAGAGAACAAGAAACUGAAACAUGACCUGGCGGAGAUAAGGCAAAGCCUGAUGGGUAAAGCAGCUACAGGUGCUGGGACCCCGGGCUCCCCGGCCUACAAGGUGGUCUUGGAGCAGCUCAACGCCUCCUGCGAGGAACUGGAGGUCCGUAAGGAGGAGGUGCUGAUCCUUCGCUCCCAGCUGGUCAGCCAGAAGGAAGCCAUGCACCACAAGGAGACCAUGACCGAGCCUUCAGUCUAUGUCGAGGAUGUGUCCAAACUGAAGGACGCUGGUGAACUCAAGCAAGCUUACGUAGGCCUCAAAGACACCAACAGGCUCCUGGAGCACCAGCUGCAGACUCAGCGGAGAGGAUACGACAACGAGGUGGAGUCGUUGCGCGGCGAGCUGCAGAAUGUCAAGGAGGAGAACAACCGUCAGCAGCAGCUCUUGGCCCAAAACCUGCAGCUGCCUCCAGAGGCCCGAAUCGAAGCCAGUCUGCAACACGAGAUCACCCGGCUCACCAACGAGAACCUGGAACUCCUGGCUGAAGACCCCACAGCAUCCCGAGAGGCUCGAGUCAUCAUUUUACGACGGAUGGUUGAUCUAAUGGAGCAGCUGGAGAAGCAGGACCGAACCAUCCGCAAGCUCAAGAAGCAGCUGAAGGUUUACUCCAAGAGGAUCGGAGAGAUGGGGGCGGGUCAAACCGAGGGACAGACGUCCCCGGGACAGAUGGUGGACGAGCCGAUUCAUCCCGUCAACAUUCCUCGCAGGGAGAAAGAUUUCCAAGGGAUGCUGGAGUACAAGAAGGAGGAUGAGCUCAAACUGGUCAAGAACCUCAUCCUUGAGCUGAAGCCUCGUGGUGUGGCCGUGAAUCUGAUCCCAGGUCUGCCGGCCUACAUCCUGUUCAUGUGUCUGAGACAUGCGGACUACGUCAACGAUGACCAGAAGGUCCGCACCCUUCUCACCUCAACCAUCAACAGUAUUAAGAAGAUCCUAAAGAAACGAGGAGACGACUUUGAGACGGUCUCCUUCUGGCUGGCGAACACCUGCCGCUUCUUACACUGUCUGAAACAAUACAGCGGAGACGAGGCGUUCAUGAAGCACAACACGCAGAGGCAGAAUGAACACACUCUGUCCAACUUCGACCUGGCAGAGUACAGACAGGUGAUCAGUGACCUGGCCAUCCAGAUCUACCAGCAGCUGAUCAAAUGCAUGGAGAACAUCCUCCAGCCCAUGAUAGUUUCUGGCAUGCUGGAACACGAGACCAUCCAGGGAGUGUCGGGGGUUAAGCCCACAGGCCUCCGUAAGCGAACAUCUAGUAUCGCAGACGAGGGCACCUACACCCUGGACUCCAUCCUGCGGCAGCUCAGCGCCUUCCACUCCACCAUGUGCCAGCACGGCACCGACCCCGAGCUCAUCAAGCAGGUGGUGAAGCAGCAGUUCUACAUCAUCGGAGCCGUCACCCUCAACAACCUGCUGCUACGCAAGGACAUGUGCUCCUGGAGCAAAGGCAUGCAGAUCAGGUACAAUGUAAGUCAGCAGGAGGAGUGGCUCAGGGACAAAGGUCUAAUGAUGUGCGGAGCCAAGGAGACUCUGGAGCCUCUGAUUCAGGCCGCUCAGCUGCUGCAGGUGAAGAAAAAGACCGAUGAGGACGCCGAGGCCAUCUGCUCCAUGUGCCUGGCCCUCACCACUGCUCAGAUUGUGAAGGUCUUGAACCUCUACACUCCAGUCAACGAAUUUGAGGAGAGAGUAUCGGUUUCGUUCAUACGAACCAUACAGACUCGCUUGCGAGAUCGUUGUGAGAGUCCGCAGUUGUUGAUGGACACCAAGAUGAUUUACCCGGUCACUUUCCCGUUCAGCCCUUCCUCCCUCGCCCUGGAGACCAUCCAGAUCCCCAGCUCGCUGAACCUGGGAUUCCUCACCCGUGUCUAAACCGAGGCCCCACAGGAGGGCGGCAAUUUUGAUGUAGUGGCCACAGUUGUAAUUGCAAGUCAAAAAAGUAUAUAUAAAAAAAAUUAAGAUUUGUAUUGACACAGUUUGAGCAAUUAUGUCCAGAAAAUUAAGAGAAAAAAAUCUAAUUGCUUCAAUUCAAAACAUGGAUUCAAGUUCUCUUAAGAGAUCCCUUGACUGAUCCUGAACAUGACACAAAGAAAACCCAAUCACAUACUGAACUUUCAACAUGCAUCUGUACAAUACUUGCAUUCUCUGAACGUACACAUGCACGCCUACACUCAUGUGCACUUUCUCUCUUACAAAAUCCACAAAUACACACGACACCCACAGUCGCCGUCGCUGGUUUGAAUCCGUCUGUAAAAGGUCAUCGUCCAUCCACUCGCUUGUAAAAACGCCUGCCUCUUAGAGAAGCCACAGGACCAGGUCUAUGCCUCCAGUACUCGCUCUGCAUCCACACCUGGGUCUGUUUGAGCGGUCCUGACCCCGGUUUACCCCAGCCCCCUCCUUUGUGAUUCAACUAGCUGUUAAGAUUGUCUCUUCCUGCAGACCAUUACUUUGGAAGAAAAGUAAAAUAUUAAAUCUUGUCAUAGUCUCGUUCUUCGGUGAGAAUGUACGUUACAAUACACGGGAGCAGGCCCAAAAGGAGGUGUCGAGACCUCACAAAGAGGAAUAACUUGACAAAUAGAAGUCUAGCUUUAAAUGUUGGCUCUAUAUUUGUAAAGCAAAGUGAAUGCCGAGUCCCAGUAGGGAGUCCAGCUGAGUGACACCGCGCUAAAGUUAGCUCUCUCUCCACCCCAUGUUGAGGCAACCUUCAUUCUGUCAUCGUCAUUUCACUCUCUGAAACACAGUCAAGCCAAGACAGAACUCAUCUUCUGUACUAUAUUAUUUAUACAUAUAUAAAUAUGAAUAAUAUAUAUCAUGUAUUUUAUUUAUUGCAUUUACCUCCGUCCCCACCCUUCCCUUUUUUAGAUUUAGGAGCUUUCUCUUUGCAGUAAACACGUCCGACAUAUGAAGGCUGGGACCAUCAUUUCCCCCACAGCUCUGUAAGGACUGUUUAGGUCCAUUGUAGGCUGUUUAUGUCAAUAUCAGGUAAAUGAUGUACUAUAGUUUAAAGAGUGCCAGCACAGAUGAUUAUUUGUUAGGUCACGUCUUAACGUUAGAGAUGUCGCUUUACCAUGUUUGUCCUGCAUUUCAGGCAGAUGAAGUGUAGCACAGGUUUUAACUGAGGAGAGAUUUAGAAGGUACGAAGGUUUAAGCUCUGACAAGGGUUUAACCUGCUGCAAUCUACACUGUUUACAGCUGAGACCAGAGCUGAGCGUCACAGGAAACACUGGCACAAAGAUAUUUAACUCUCUCACACACACACACACACACACACACACACACACACACACACACACACACACACACACACACAUUACACUCUGCUUACUGCUGUAUCACAGGGAGUUUGUCCUCCUCUCUCGACUUUCGCCGCUCUGGUCACAGCUCUAGUCACAGCUCUAGUCAGUGCUUUGAUGCUGUUUUACUAUUAUCAAUGUGGAAAUAUUUAUUUCAGUAUUGUCAUUUUCUUAACCAUUAAAGCUAUGUAUAUCAUGAAGCCAUGUAUCACUGAGCAGAAUGGACAAAUAAGGUUUCUCUGAUGUUGGUUUUUGGAAGGUUCGUCUCAAAUAUGUCCAGCUUUACACCAGCGUCUUCUUCUUUAUUCCCACACUAACCCGAUUCCUCUCCUGCCCCACAUGCCUUCCUGUUUAUGCCUUUCCUGUGGCUAGGAAAGCACAAUAUGGGCCUUUAUAACCAAAAAACAAUAGAAUAUGUGGAACUGCAUUUUUCCCACAUCUCAAUUGCAUGGGGUUACUGAUGUAGAAAGAUAUUUUAGUCUUUUCUGUUUGGUGCUCUGAUUGUUCUGGUUCAGAUAUCCAGACAUAUUUGGCACUUGCUUUCAUAGGCUGAGGGUGAUAUUGCACCACACCCAAUAAAUACUCAGUCAGCAUGGCCUCAGUGUGGUAUAACAACUACCCAGCAUGCACUGCUGCUGCUGCUGCCCUCAUCACACCUGCAUGGGCUUGGCUUUACCAUCAUUACCAGUUACAAGAAAUGAACCCGCAUGCUUUUGUUCUUUUUAUUGUUUGAACAGAGAAACCUAGCUGAGAGUCGUUGGAUGAGUUUCAGGGAAUCUGCCAAUUUUGUUACAAAAAAGUCCUUUCACAUGGUCCUCGCUGCCUCAUGUUCAGCACUUUUGCCCCGUCUACUACUGUUGUGCCAUUAGUAUUAACAGUCAACCGAAAUUUGCCUCUUGCCCUCAUGUGUACCUUAUUUUUGCCUAAUGACCUCACCCUGUCACAAACUCAUUUCAAUGAAUACUUUCUCAUUUUUUAAGGUGCUUACAUAUAAAGGGGAUUGUGAAAGGUCACCAAAACUGGACUCAGUACCUUUUUUUUUAUUUAAUGUCUUGUUUAGUUUUAAAACCAACCAACAAAGGAAAUAUGAGUGAACUCGCUGGUGAAGAUACAGUAUGUGCUGAGAAAUAAAUAUAUUUUACCAAGGUGAAGUAUCUCAUUAAAUGCCAUAUAAACUACAGACAAAAACAAAUUGUAAGUGGAGUAAAGAGAAGUUAGUAUGUGAAGUUGUUUUGUGUUGCACUAGUAUUUGAGAACAGUUUGAUAUCCAUUGGGACCACAUGUUAUCAGUCUGCCUUCUGUUAUAUCAUUUGGAUACAUAGGUAGUUUAAAGUAUGGUUUGUGUGAAGAGUACAUUUCUGUGGCGAUGAAGACGGUAACUGAAGGAAUGAAAUAACCACAUGAAUGUUUGAAACUGUUAAUGAACUGUAUCAUGAUUUUUAGUUGCACAUUGUUGGACAAAGCCUUAUCUGAAUGAUCUGCUAUCUGAAUGACUUAAACACAUGAUCAACAUUGUGGCAUUGUUUUGUUCUGUCAGUGCAGUUUUUUUUUUCCUCCACUCUAAAAUUAAUAUAAAUUGUUAAAUGUGGUCAUUUAUUUUAUUUUGAUAAGGUGUCCUUUUGUCCUACACUUGGUGUCACAGAUGGGUCGGACUAUUUAGACAUCAGUCCAGAUGCACUUUUUAGACAUUGCUGAGAAAGUCAGAUAAAUGAUAGAUGGAUAAGGAUUGUAAAAAUAAAUACUCCCACCACCUUUCUACUGAACUGCGACCCAUUAAGCUUCCUCCACCACAUUCCCUCUGCAAGUGGCUUCACUUUCUUAUCAGCAAUUUUUUUUGUUUUAUUAAAUCUAUGAAUCAAUGCGAGCCACAAGCAAGAAAACACAGUUUUCUUGCAGCAGCAGCAACCUUCUCACACUUGUUCAUAGUAUCCUGGUGAACUGAUGUAUUGAGAGUGCAGAGUGGAAAGGCUGGCCUAGUUUCAGAGGAGAAAAACAAAACCACACAUUCAUUCAUUUUGUUGAGCAGAGCUGCAGGGUCUUGUUCCCCUGGGCUUCUCUUGGGCUCUCAAACAGGAGAAAGUGUCAUUCCUUCACUCUGUGUUUUUACAUUAAGGGGAGAGUUGGUUGUAAGAUACGACGUAGACAUUAUAAAUGACCAUUGUUCUUAUCAGCACUAGCGUUGAUUGUGCCAUUUUAAACAUUGUGAACAAACAGAACAUAUAUCAUCACCCCAGCUGUUUAUGGUACCGGUGUGAAAACACUGAAGCCAGUACCACAUGUUUCCUCUCUGACCCAUGUGUACAUUUGACAAACUGGACUGUUUGUAGUUUCUGGUAGCUGUGCUUAGUGAAUGUGUUCACCGUUAAGAAACUAAAAAACUUGGAAUAAAUUGUCAAAUCUGUAAAAGUAAAAUAAAAGGA
Molecule: messenger RNA, 9618 nt
Organism: Anoplopoma fimbria (sablefish)
Lineage: Eukaryota; Metazoa; Chordata; Actinopteri; Perciformes; Anoplopomatidae
Gene: myo5aa
Product: myosin VAa
Exons: 40
Coding region: 246-5777 (1843 amino acids)
Biological process (GO): actin filament organization; vesicle transport along actin filament
Cellular component (GO): cytoplasm; actin cytoskeleton; myosin complex
Molecular function (GO): microfilament motor activity; actin filament binding; ATP binding
Source: RefSeq, a predicted model, not a curated record